Talaromyces stipitatus ATCC 10500 is the source of this 642-nucleotide messenger RNA. Its product is annotated as glutathion S-transferase II, GST-II, putative. Bases 1 to 642 code for a protein of 213 amino acids. Lineage: Eukaryota; Fungi; Ascomycota; Eurotiomycetes; Eurotiales; Trichocomaceae. Gene Ontology annotation, cellular component: cytoplasm. The transcript has 4 exons. Gene Ontology annotation, molecular function: glutathione binding; glutathione transferase activity. The record is from RefSeq and is a predicted model, not a curated record.
AUGGGCAUUGUCAUCUACGGUGCCAGCAAGGCAACUUGCACCCAACGCAUUCUCGCUACCUUUAUCGAAAAGGGUGUGACCGACUAUGAGUUGAAGACCAUCAACUUAAUGCAAGGAGAGCAUAAGAAACCCGAGUACCUGGCCAAACAUCCUUUUGGUGUCAUUCCCUUUAUGGAAGAUGGCAAUUUCUCGUUGCAUGAAUCACGAGCCAUUUCCUACUACAUUGCAGCGAAAUAUGCCAAUCAAGGUGUAAAACUUCUCCCUAAUCCCACGGACCUUAAGGGAAUGGCAACCUUUGAGAAAUGGGCCAGUGUUGAGAGAGACAAUUUUGAUAACUAUGCUCUUCCAAUUGCCAUUGAGAAAGUCUUCAAACCUAUACGUGGCGCUAGCCCAGAUCCCAAACUGGUCGAGCACUAUGAAAAGGGCCUCUUGCCCAAAUUGGAUGUCUUUGAUGGCAUUCUUGCAAAGCAAAAGUACAUGGGCGGAGAUGAGUUUUCGCUCGUUGAUAUUUAUUACUUGCCGUAUACUCAGAAACUUUUUGAUGCCGGUUAUGGACAUUUCAUUACUGACAGGCCCAAUGUCAAGGCGUGGUGGGAGCGAGUCAGCGGACGGGAAUCAUGGCAGAAGGUUCUCGCUAUGUAG